Penicilliopsis zonata CBS 506.65 is the source of this 4313-nucleotide messenger RNA. RefSeq lists its product as hypothetical. The transcript has a single exon. The record is from RefSeq and is a predicted model, not a curated record. NCBI's taxonomy places the organism in Eukaryota, Fungi, Ascomycota, Eurotiomycetes, Eurotiales, Aspergillaceae. Bases 177 to 4229 code for a protein of 1350 amino acids.
UGACAGUGCCUCGGUGGCCUCACUUCCUCUAUUCAUCUCGCUCUUUCACUCCAUACCUGUCGCCUUCCUUAACCACUCACUUCCUUAACCACCACUAUCCUUAAUCAUAAUCACCACUCUGAAUCCAGAAAGAAAAAAAAAACAAAAACAAAAACAAAAACAAAAACGAUCAUAAAAUGCAGAGCGAAGGGCUUCCAGCCCCGGGCCCUCGCUCGCGCAGUGCCAGUCUGUCGAGCGACUCGCAGCUGCCCCGGGCCAAACUGCUGUCGCCGCCGCCGGUGAUCCCCUCGCCCGCUUUUAUCGCUCCCUCCGCCGCCUCGCAGAUCCUCACCACCGAACUCGAACUCGACCUCGAUCCCGCUCUGUUGCCCGCCGACGAGGCCGACUAUGCCUCCGCCGAGGGCGCGCUCGUCAGCGCGCCCGCCCUGGCGUCGCUCAACGCCUUCCUCGACCACCUCCUCUUCAAUAUCCUGGCUGUCGCCCGCUCCACCCAGCUGACUUGUAUACGCCCCGCCGUGGCAGAGGUCCUGAAACCACGCUUCGCCAAAGAGAUCGUCGCCGCCGCCGACGAGGAGCUGGGCGAGUACAUGGGUGGCGCCGAGGACGAGGAGCUCGACUUCCGGGGCGGCCAGGACCCUGGCGGCGAGUUCGAUCUCAUCCGCUCGUGGAAGCUGACCCGUCUGCGCUGCAUGGUCUACACCCGUCUCGGUGACAUGGAGGAGGACGACGAGGAUGACUUCAUCGUCCAGGAGGGCCUCGAUGCCCCCGCCCACAGUGGUCCUCGUCGCUUCGCCAGCCAUGUCGGCAACAUCACCCCGGCCGCCGCCAUCUUCCUCACCUCCAUCAUCGAACAUAUUGGCGAGCAGGCCCUGGUCUUGGCCGGGGAGACUGCCUGCUUGCGUGUCUCCAGGGCUGGUGCCGCCGCUGCCACUGCCGCCGCCUCUCCCUCCUCGGAGCGUGCCGCCCGACUCGUCGUCGAAGAGUCUGAUAUGGAGAAACUCGCCUUGAAUCCCACCCUCGGCCGCCUCUGGCGUACCUGGCGGAAACGCGUCCGCGCCCCAACCAUCUCCCGCGCCAUUUCCAGGGAAUUCAUCCGUCUCCGCGGCCAUUCCUAUUCUCUCUCCACCUCCAGUCAGGAUCCCCCCGUGCCUGCUCUCGUCUCCCCUGAACCCAUCGCCCUGCCGGAGUCCGAGCAUGACAGCCAGGAGACCGAGACUCCAGACGAUUCGUCUGUAGUCGACCCGGGCUCCAUCCCCCUGCCAGAGUCCGAACACGACGUACAGGAAAUCGAGAUUCCAGGAUUCUCGGUCGACCCUGAUGUGGAGAGUGAUGGCGAGGGCGAGAGCGCAAUCGUCGAAAUGGUCACCAUGCAGGCCGUCGUGGCGCACAAGGUGCGUCCGCGCAGUCUGAUGGUCUUCUCGUCCGUUCCGUCUUCUCCUCAAUCUACCUGCUCAUCAGGCUCCUCCUCCUCCUCCUUGUCCACCUCGCCGACUGCUAUCCGCACGCCGAAACCCGUCCGUCAUGCCCGCUCGAGGUCCCUGCCCAGCUCUCCGCGGACCCUCGUCCCCGGGUCGCCUAUCGUGGCGACAGAGACCCGUCGGGUUAUGCCUCGCUCUCCGUCUGAUGAACAGAGACCGCUCGAAACCAUGUACGAGAAUGAUGAGCAGUCCGUGAAGCAACUGAGCGAUACCCCUGAUCUCAACGACAGGGAGACGGUGGAUAAAGAGGAAGAAGAAGAAGAGGAAGAAGCAGGAGAACGAUCAACUUUUUUGAUAGACGAUGAGGAAACAGCAGAGCAGCAGGAACCCUCCUCGUCUGCUGUACCGGACCAUGUCGAGAAUCCUGAACGUUCCCGCUCCCCACCCUUGAGUUAUGGUCGGGAGGAGCAGGAGUCCGAGGUCAUCGAGGGUCAAGGAAUGGCAGAGAGACCAAGAUUCAUUGCCUCCGUCCCUCGGCCACCUAAAAGGAAACCGAGCAGGGACAUCAGUACCACGCAAAAGGAGUUAAGAUCGGCCAGUCCGUCGAUCGCACCACAGCUGACUGGUACGACGGUGACCAGUCCGAUUCCUCAGCCCCUGACGCAAGGAGCAGUAGAGCAAUUAUCUGUCGAGCAAGUAUCCGUCGAGCAAGUAUCUGUCGAGCAAUUGACUGCUGAAGACGAGUCUAUUGCCUCCACACAGAGACAAAGUGCUUCACCAUCGGCGGCGUACGACAAUGGCCUUGACAAAGAUUUGCAUCAUCAAUCCACCCUAUCUGUCACGGAAACCGUCUCGUCGAAGCGCGACUCGGAAUCAGCAGAUAGCAUCGGCGCCCCGCCUUCCAUCUCCGAUGCAAGUGAUCGAUCCUUCUACUCGUCGCGCACACGACCCCGGCCGACUGCUUCCAUCAUCACGACCACGACCCAGCAAAGCCUUGGCCGCUCGAGCCCUGCGGCAUCCGUAGGCAUCGACCGCGCUGCCGUCCAGCGCGUCUCCCCGCGCCCGUCCAUCUCUGCAGUCUCUGUCCGUUCCAAGUCCCGCCGAUCGGACAGCUUCAGCAGUUCCAAAGAGAGACGGCCUGUCACCUCGGGAUCCACCCAUUCCCAGGUAUCCAACAAGCUCAAGGGAUUGAUCGGACGGCCGCCGCCGCUUGAGCCUGCCUCCCUGCGCCGGCGCAGUUCUUCUGACACCAGCCGGGCGUCGAGUGGCAGCCGCUACUCGGAAGACGACGACACCAACCUGGACAAGCUGAUCAAAAGCAACGAAACCAUUCUCUUCACUUUGACCCCGAAGACCAUGCGGGAGAUCGAGCACCCAGACUCUCCGCGCUGGCAUGCUCAGAAGACGGCGCCACUGGAUGAUGAACUGCCGCGUCCCCGGACGUCGACCACCUCUGCUCGCGCAGCCGCCGCCGCCGCCGCCGCCGCCCCGGCCGUCCCAGCCGUCAAUCAUGGCCACGAGCCCCUAACGCCGCUGUCAGCGCCUCCGUACAUGACCAAGUCCAAGUCCAUCGAUUCCGUCCGACACAAGACCUUCGAAACGGCCAGCAUCGACUCGAGCACGUCGCGACGUGCUCGAGCCGGCCAGGCCCGCGAGGCACGACUUGUCGCGGAGUCGACCCGGGACUUUGCCGAAUUCAUCAAGAUGACGGGGCCGAUAGGUGGCCAAACCAUGCCGCCGAAACCGAUCAUCCCACCCGCGCUGCCGUCGCCGGCGGCGAGUGCGAUUAGCAGCUCACGAACCAUGCCAGAGUUAUCUUCGUCGUCGUCGCCGUCGUCGCCGCCGCCCAGCUCACUUGGCCGGCGGCCCAGUCUCCUAUCCAAAGCCUCGAGUCGCUUCGCGAACGGGCCCAAGCUACAGGCCCGCGCCCCGGCCUCCGCGCACGGCGAGCAGACCUCAGAUCUGAUCGAUUUCAUCCGCGAAGGACCCCCCCCAACAGCCGGGGCGCGCCAUAUCCAGCGCACCAUCGCUCCCUUCCGCGACCCCCUCGACUCGGAUGACUUCUUCAGCACCGCCCACCGCACCACCACUCGCGGCUCGGUGGCCAGCAGUAGCAAUAAUAACCACAAGUCGAUGGGUCUAUCCACAGGGACAGCUUCCCCUCCUCCUACUACUACUGCUACUACUGCCCAUGCCAGCGAUUAUCCGGCUCCCGUGCGCAAGCAACGUCGCGUACGUGAUCCGUACGACAUCGACUUUGACGACCUGGACGCAAUGCUGGACGAAGAAGAGGCGCCGGUCAAGCCCAAAGCAAGACGAGAGGAGGAAAGCCUGCUGGAUUUCCUGCGCAGCGCGACCCCACCCCCGGACUCGAACCAGCCACAACCCUUCCUGAUGAACAUGAACAUGAGCAUGUCCGCGGCCGGGACGACCGCCCGGAAUAACCGGCUGAUACACGGCCCCAGCCCUUCUUCACAGGAGCGGUUCCCCGGCUCGAAACCGUCCCGAACCUCUCUCCGCUCCCAGGCAGACAGCUACCAUCAUCACCAGGGUGGUCUCGCCGGCGCAGGUCCAGCAAACUAUACCGCCAAGGUCGGGCUGGAGCGCAGUGGGCUCGGCGGCGCGGCGUCGUCGUCCCGCUCGACCGAGACCAGCGCCCUGGCCGAUUUCCUACGCAACACGGGACCCCUGGAGCCUGUGCCGCGCCUAUCCUCGUCGUCGUCGUCGCCUUCGCUGGCCUCGAGUGCGCGCAGGGAUCUCGGCGGGUCCUUUUCGAAACUCUUCGGGCGGCGUAAGAAGCUGGAGGCAUGAUCUACUUUUUAAUUCAUUCACUUGGUUCCCCUGGUUCCCCUACUUCACUUGAUGUCUCCCUUUCGGUAGCGUUCGAGCCUGACG